GAAGGAUAUUAAGGACGCCCCAAGCUCAAGGCGGCCGUCGUCUACAUGUGUAGGGCGAGAUGACGCACUACCUACAACAUCUUGCAUAGUUGGCAAGGUCACAGAACAUUACGAGAACAUAUACCAUUUAGCGCCACAGCCUCGCAUAUUUACCUUCCUCUCUCCACGCAUCAUCUCCAUCGCCUCGCGACACAAUGAAGCUGUUCCACCUUCCAUUACUUGUCGCACCGCUGUCCUGCGCUCUCUUCGUUCCAGCAUCGCAUCAGGUAGCACUUGUCGACUCACACCACCAUGCCGAACGCGAAAAAGUUCCCGGCGACAAUCCAGCAUAUUACACUCGUGAAAAAGCAGCCGAUCAGCUCUUCGAGAUAGAUGAGUUCACUGUGUCUCCGAACCCAGUGGUUUCAGACCACCGCGUUUUCUUUUACCUCCGUGGCGAUACAGGAACCCGUGAUCUACCGGGCCUUGCCGACGCUACGCUUGAGCUUUGGGCUCAGGAAACCAGUCGCGAAGACAAGCCUGAGUACACGAUUAAGAAGAAGCUCUCUGAUUUCAAACCGUUCACGGUGAGGAACGAAGACGACUACACCUAUGGCGGUCCGCUUAUCAAAGGAUCCAAUGAGAUUGUGGGCGACUUGUGGGUACUAGCUUGGGACCCAGAAGGACAUGGGACUGUGGACUUGGAUAUUGAAGCGGUAGCUAGGCUGCCGGAUGACAGAAUCUUGUUUGCUUUUGAGGCUAGCGUGUCAUACGAGGUCUAGUAAGGAUGGAUUGAUGGGGCCAAGUAUGUCGCCUGGUGGGGGUCUAAUACGUCCAAAUGAUUUUGUCAGGGUUCUUUAUACAGCCUUUUCGUUUCCUCGUGUCUAUUUUUGUUUCCUGUCCCUUAGUGUAUCUAGUUAAACUUCGUAAGAGCGUAAAAAACAUGGUUUAUAUG
Molecule: messenger RNA, 934 nt
Organism: Lindgomyces ingoldianus
Lineage: Eukaryota; Fungi; Ascomycota; Dothideomycetes; Pleosporales; Lindgomycetaceae
Exons: 2
Coding region: 195-761 (188 amino acids)
Source: RefSeq, a predicted model, not a curated record